GCUCUAUUCUGUUUUAUACUGCAACUUCUGCCUUUGUCUUGUAGUAUCAGUAGCAUUAUUUUUUCGCAUCUAUCUUUAAUGAGCUGUGAAUGUGCUUCUAUAGCCUCAGCAUUGAUUCUCUCUAAAUACUAUAUAGUGUAUUCAACACCAGUUUGUUUAGCCGCUUUGGGAAGUUUGUACUCUUUUUAAUUUGCAUUAAGAGACUUGCAAUUUUUCGCUUUCCUUUUUUCUUCUUUUUUCGUUUCAUCAUGCUUUUGUUUACUGAAAUGGGCAUCAGAAGGACACUGCCUAUAUCUUUAGGAAUUGUCUUUAUUUUGAUGGUCAAUUUAGCCAUGAUUCAUCAUUAUUAUUAUUCUUCUUCCAGUGGUUUGGGUGAGCCAUAUCAACCGCCUCAUUAUGGCUUACACCUUGUUCGACCCAAACAACGUAAAUACACAAGCCAAGUUCUAGAGAAAUACCUUGAAUCCUUGGAUUCUGUCUUUAAGGACAGAGACCUCUAUAUCUUAUUGCAAAACUGUCUUCCCAACACACUUGACACGACAGUCGAAUGGUUUUCAGACGACAAGUAUGAUCCCCGUACUUUUUUAAUUACAGGAGAUAUUCCUGCUAUGUGGAUACGUGAUUCAACAAACCAAAUAUCACCUUAUUUACAAUUCAUAAAACAAGACGAAGGACUACGCCAACUUGUGUUGGGUGUUAUUCAGGUACAAGCCAGUUAUUUAGUUUAUGACCCUUAUGCAAAUGCCUUUUUACGUCCAUGGUAUGCGCCACCCUCUGAACAUUCACAAAAGGGGUCUACAACAGACCGUGUUGUACCUGCUUAUGACCCAAAUAUUGUUUGGGAAUCAAAAUACGAAUUAGACUCAAUAGGUCAUUUCUUUCAAUUGACCAAUGACUAUAUAGAAGCUUCAGGUGAUAUUGAACGAGUAGUGACAUCUAAAGACUGGUUAAAGGCUUUACCACGUAUUUUCAAAGUAUUGCAAGAUCAAAUGGAAGACACUUGGCCUGCGAAAAAGAUCCAAUUCAAAUCAUUCAAGAAAACAGGAGGAGAACCAAGCCCAGUCUCAUUAAAAGAAGGCUAUCGAUUUAGAAGACAGACAGAUAGACCUACAGAAACAUUAGGAGAAUAUGGUAUUGGCGGUAUUACACGAAAAUGUGGGCUUGUACGAAGUGCUUUUAGACCAAGUGACGAUGCUACCACAUUUCCAUAUCUAAUUCCUUCAAAUGCUCAACUCUCUGUACAAUUGAUUCGACUUGCCAACUAUCUGGAUACUUACUUGGGCAAUAGACAGGAUAAAAUGACAUACUCCCAAAUUGCAAGACAUGCUCGAGAAUUAGGUGAGACUAUUCGAGAAGCCAUUUACAAACACGCCGUUGUAUCCCAUUCCGAAUUUGGAGAUAUGUUUGCAUUUGAAGUAGACUGUUAUGGCUCUCAUUUACUCAUGGACGAUGCCAACACACCUUCUUUACUCAGUUUACCCGUAUUAGGAUUUGUGAAAAAGAAUGAUAGAAUCUACCAAAACACAAGAAAUUUUGUGCUUUCCAAAUGGAAUCCUUGGUUUUUUUCAAGUAGUUUUGCUGAAGGCAUCGGUGGUCCUCAUACAGGACAAAAUAUGGUAUGGCCCAUGAGCUUAUUGAUGCAAAUUCAGACAUCGACAUCUGAAGCAGAAGUCAAGACAUGCCUUGAUAUGAUCAAGAGGAUGGCCAGACAUACAGGCAGCCUUAUGUGCGAAUCCUUUAAUGUGAAUCAGCCAACUCAAUUUACGCGACCUUGGUUCAGUUGGGCCAAUGGACUGGCUGGAAGCACAAUUUUAGGCUUGAUCCAGGAUUAUCCGCAUUUGAUUUGACGAAACUUUUCUCAUGA
Messenger RNA from Gilbertella persicaria, 1864 nucleotides. RefSeq lists its product as uncharacterized. The record is from RefSeq and is a predicted model, not a curated record. The transcript is spliced from 4 exons. Gene Ontology annotation, biological process: carbohydrate metabolic process. Bases 249 to 1847 code for a protein of 532 amino acids. Lineage: Eukaryota; Fungi; Mucoromycota; Mucoromycetes; Mucorales; Choanephoraceae.